Molecule: messenger RNA, 1572 nt
Organism: Malaclemys terrapin pileata
Lineage: Eukaryota; Metazoa; Chordata; Testudines; Emydidae
Gene: PDLIM2
Product: PDZ and LIM domain 2
Exons: 11
Coding region: 185-1489 (434 amino acids)
Biological process (GO): heart development; actin cytoskeleton organization; muscle structure development
Cellular component (GO): filamentous actin; stress fiber; adherens junction
Molecular function (GO): muscle alpha-actinin binding; actin binding
Source: RefSeq, a predicted model, not a curated record
GCCGGGCCGCCCCUGCAAAGGACACCGCGGAGCGGGCCGUCUGCUCGCCGGGCCGAGAGCGGCUGGGCUGGAAGCCCGCGGGCGGGGGCUGCUUGCUCCGCUCCGCACCGGGUCGGGGAGUCCAGGGAGAAGCGGCGUCUCUGCCCCGAGCUGUCCUCCCCGGAAGUGAAGAGCAGCAGGGCGAAUGAACGUAGUGUGCCGAUUGCCCUGCAAGAGAGAGCAGCGCUGGGACGAGCCAGGAUCCUCCUCCAGGUGCUGCUGCGCUGCCCAGCCUGACGCUGGUGGCGUCGCCAUGUCAAUGACGGUGAAUCUGACCGGCCCGGCCCCCUGGGGCUUCCGAAUCAUGGGAGGAAGGGACUUCAGGAAGCCCAUCACUGUGUCCAAGGUGAUGGAGCAUGGGAAGGCAGCUGCAGGGGACCUCCGACCUGGUGACAUCAUCGUCUCCAUCAAUGGCGACAGCACGGCCGACAUGCUCAAUGUGGAGGCGCAGAACAAGAUCAAGCAGAGCUCCGGCCGGCUCCAGCUUCAAGUGGACAGGUCCCAGUUGUUCUCUCCCGGACAGACCAACGGUGAGAGCUCCCCAGAGAUGUUGGCCAUGCGGUUCCAGGAUGUCGUACGAACCAGGGAUGACAGCCAGGGCUCGGUGAGGUCCUCCUACUCCAGCCCGGCGUCCCUUAGCCCCCGGCCUGGCAGCCCCUUCUCAUCCUCGUCACCCGGGUACCGGCCCGGCAGCCCCUAUAGCCCCCAGAGGCCCAGCCUGCCCUCCGAGGGCAGAGGGGAGAUGGUGGCGUGCAGCCGCAGCUUCCAGUCUCUGGCCAGUUCUCCCAGUGUCUUUGAGGAUCGCUCCCCCUCACCGCACGGGCAUCAGCGUCCAGGCAGCAGACAGGAGCGAGGCAGCUUGUGCCACCCGAGCAACUCUCCAGUUGCAGCUCUGCCUCUGAUCAACCGCACACCAUCCCCUCUCGGCCCCUGGGAGAUGGGGAGGGCCCCGGGCAGGGCCUCGCCCUCGUACAGCCCCCGCAACAGCCUGGACUCGGAGCUGGCCAUGCGGCGCUUGGAGGAGGACUCCGAGGUCUACAAAAUGAUGCAGGAGAACCGUGAGAUCCGGGCCGCUCCGCGGCAAUCCAACACCUUUCGCCUGCUCCAGGUGGCUCUGGAGACUGAUGGGGGAGCGGGCACCACAACCCCCUUUCCCAGCAAGUUGUCCCCCAGCACCCACAAGCCAGUCACCAGCUCCGUGGCCGGGGUUCAGAAGCUGCACACAUGUGAGAAGUGCGGCACCGGCAUCACGACCCAGGCGGUGAGAAUCCAGGAGAGCCGGUACCGCCACCCCUCCUGCUACAUCUGUGCCGACUGUGGCCUCAACCUCAAGAUGCGAGGCCACUUCUGGGUGGGCGAGGAGCUGUACUGCGAGAAGCACGCCCGCCAGCGCUACCAGGGCCUUGGGGAGGGCGCCGCCGCUGCCACGGCCAUCUCCUCCAAGUCCUGAGCUGCACCCGAGAGCAUGGGGCCUGGGGCUCCCUGGCUCUGCCUGCGCGUCCCCCCCACCCCGCCCGGGGCUUCUGCCAAGCA